UUGGCCAAUGCAUCACUUUUCUUUUCCUUAUUAUUUUUUUUUUUACAACUUCCUUUGCCUGUGCCUUUGCCUUCUUCCAAACUCUCUCUAUUUCAUAUUCUUCCAUUUAUUAUUGCAUGCUUUGAAAUCAAUACCAGAAGAAACAACAUAUACCCAUCAAUACCAAACAUAUCUUUUUAACCCAAAUAACCUGAAACACCCCAUUACUACUGCAUCUUCCCCUUCCCUUUUGGUUUUUCCAAAAUGCUUCUCUACUUCUUUUGCUACCCUUUUGUGUCAUUGCUUCAUAAACUUCGAAUCUGAGAGCUUUCUUCAUGUGAAUUCUAUUGUACUCUUCGAUUCUCUUGGUGGGUUCUUGUGGGUGUUUCAUAUUUUCGCUUAUUUUUGCUUCUUUUUCGACUUUCGAAUGGGACCCAUUAGAGGGUUCAAGAGAAAGAAGAAGGUAGAGAAAAAGGUUGACCAAAAUGUCUUCGCUGCUGCUUCACUAUCGUCUCAGCUCCAGCCCUUGGAUUGGUGGGAUGAGUUCUCCCAGAGGAUUACUGGGCCAUUAUCUCAGUCAAAGAAUACAAAAUUUGAAUCGGUUUUCAAAAUUUCAAGAAAGACAUUCAGCUAUAUCUGUUCUCUUGUUAAGGAAGUUAUGAUGGCUAAAACUUCAAAUUUUACAGACUUAAAUGGCAAGCCUUUGUCUCUAAAUGAUCAAGUCGCUGUUGCUCUUAGGCGACUUUGCUCUGGUGAAUCGUUAUCUAAUAUUGGUGAGUCGUUUGGAAUGAAUCAAUCAUCAGUUUCUCAAAUAACUUGGCGUUUCGUGGAGGCAAUGGAAGAGAAAGGCCUCCACCAUCUCUCGUGGCCUUCAACAGAAGAAGAUAUGGAUCAGAUAAAGUCCAAGUUUAAGAAAAUCAGAGGUCUUCCUAAUUGUUGCGGUGUAAUCGAAACGACGCACAUUAUGAUGACUUUGCCAACGACAGAAUCUGCAAAUGGCAUCUGGCUUGACCGUGAGAAAAACUGCAGCAUGAUCUUGCAAGUGAUUGUAGACCCAGAAAUGAGAUUCUGUGACAUCAUCACAGGUUGGCCAGGAAGUUUGAGCGACGCUCUUGUGCUCCAAAGCUCGGGAUUUUUUAAACUUUCACAAGACAGCGAGCGGUUGAAUGGCAAGAAGAUGAAGCUCUCGGAGAGUUCAGAACUAGGAGAGUAUAUAAUAGGAGACUCUGGUUUUCCCCUCUUGCCAUGGCUACUAACUCCUUAUCAAGGGAAAGGCCUUUCGGAUUAUCAGACCGAGUUCAAUAAGCGGCAUUUCGCCACCAGGUUGGUGGCUCAAAGGGCAUUGACAAGGUUGAAAGAGAUGUGGAAGAUCAUUAAAGGGGUAAUGUGGAAGCCUGACAAACAUAGACUACCAAGGAUCAUUCUUGUUUGCUGCUUGCUUCACAAUAUAGUGAUCGAUAUGGAGGACGAGGUGCAAGACGAAAUGCCCUUGUCUCAUCAUCACGAUCCAAGUUACCGACAACAAAGUUGUGAAUUCGUCGACAAUACUGCUUCCAUCGCAAGGGAGAAGCUUUCGAUGUACUUAUCUGGAAAGUUACCACCCUAAGGGAAUCUCGUCCCGCGUGAGAACAUUCUUUUUCCUCUCUUUGCUUCCUUUUGAUAGAUUGAUCUGUGUUGUUGUGUAUUCAAAUUCUGAUGCUCUACAUGUCCGAAUUGUUAUUCACUAAUUUAAGUGUUAUGGUUGACAUAAAUAUAAUUCAUAGUUCAAUGUCUA
Messenger RNA from Benincasa hispida (wax gourd), 1753 nucleotides. RefSeq names its product PIF / Ping-Pong family of plant transposase. The record is from RefSeq and is a predicted model, not a curated record. NCBI's taxonomy places the organism in Eukaryota, Viridiplantae, Streptophyta, Magnoliopsida, Cucurbitales, Cucurbitaceae.